CUCCUCCUCCUUCUCCUACUCCUCCUCCUUCCCGGCUCUGACGUUCGCUCUUGGGGGGGGGGGAAGUUUGUUGCGGGGCCGGCACAUCCAUCAUGUAUUCACGGCUCCGGCGAUGGGCGCCUACCCUGGAAUGAUCGCCGUCUUCCUCCUCGUGUACUCCAGGAUCGCCGCGGUGCGCUGCCAAGAUGCCGCUUGCUGUUACCAGGCCCGGGAGUAUCCCAUCUGCCGGGAGGCAUGUGAACAGCUCACAUCAACCAAGAGCGACUCCAGGCUGAGGCAUCUGCUGCACCGGCUGCCAGGAUACUGCCCUGAUUCCAUGAUUGGAUUCUGGGACUGCAUUAAUUCCACGCUGCCUGGAGUGCAGAGGAAGCCGGAGGGCUGGGUGGGGCUAGGAUGCUGCGAGUUGGCCAUCGCUAACGAGUGCAGGCGAGCCUGCCGCCAGGCAUCAGCCAAGAGCGGCAUCAGCUCGCAGUGCAGGAAAGAGUAUGAGACUGCUUUGUACAACUGUGUCAAUCGCAAUGAGAUGGGCUCCUUGUGCUGCAGCCACGCGGGGCGCCACACCAACUGCCGGGAGUACUGCCAGGCCAUCUUCCGCACAGACUCGGCGCCCACUCCCAACCAGAUCCGCACGGUCGAGAACUACUGCAGUGUCGCGAGCCCCGCUGUCGUGCGCUGCUUCGACAACUACACACAGUCCUACCCCGCGCGCAACCCCCUCGACAGCCUCCACUGCUGCGAGCGCGCAGCGGACUCGAAGUGCGAGGAGGCGUGCCGCCGCGUGCUCGUCACCAUCGCGUCGGAGCAGGAGAUGGUGGAGGGCCUCAUCGAGGGCUGUGGCCGGCAGCCUCUGCCACAGGACCCGCUCUGGCAGUGCUUUCUGGAGGGCGCCGACACGGGGGGCGGCCGGCGGCGCGCGGGCGGCGGCGGCGGUGCACAGGACGCGGCCUCCUCGCCCACGGGCCUGGAUGGAGCCAAGCUGCAGUGCUGCUCGCGAGCGAAUUCCCCGCACUGCAGGGAUCUAUGCGUUGGACUCUUCAGCAUGAGCUGGGGCAGUGCCCAGAGCUGGCAGGAGUUUGAGCGGGAGUGCGAGUACCGACUCCAGGAGCCAUCCAUGAUGGGCUGCCUUGCAGACGUGCGAGAGCCAUGCCAGCUGGGCUGUCGGGACCUCAACUACUGCACCAACUUUAACAACAGGCCGACGGAGCUGUUCCGUGGAUGCAACGCGCAGGCUGACCAGGGUGCACUCAAUGACAUCCGCCUGUGGGAGCGUGGCACCAUCCAGAUGCCCUUCCUCAUCAUUCCCGUCAAGGACAUUCGUCGCUGCCAGCCCGAAACGUGGAAGGCCAUUGCAUGCGUGCUGCAGGUCAAGCCGUGCCUCGGUAGCUCUCCUGUUGCCAUCAUAUGCAGGUCUGACUGUGUGGACAUCUUGGAGCAGUGUGGGGACAUGGACCGCUUUCCUGCCGGACACUCAGCUGACACAAUCUGCGACAUCCUAUCGCCCACAGAUGAGCCGGAACAAUGUAUCCCUCUCUCACGCUACCUUACCCCAGGAUCCAUCAACAACGGUGGUGGCGGCAGUGGCGGUGGGGGCAAAGGUUGGGGGCCGGGGGCGUCUGGCAAUGGUGGGGUCUUGUCUGGAGUCAGCUCUGAGGAGGUGGUCCACCCGUGCAACCCCAACCCGUGUCCCACGAGUCACCUGUGUGAGGUGAACCGCAAGGGCUGCACGCCGGGUCAGGACUGUCUGCCCUACCUGUGCGUACCAGGCUGCAAGCUAGGAGAGGCAUCUGACUUCCUUGUGCGGAAGGACAGCAUGGUGCGGGUGCCGGUGGCCUCGGGCGAGGUGGGUUGCUACCGCCUGUGCUCGUGCGGGACGAGCGGGCGACUCGAGGACUGCGCCGAGACGCCCUGCCUCGACACUCGCUCCUGCAUCGUCGGGGGACAGCGCAAGAGCCACGGCACACACUUCCGAGUGGACUGCAACAUCUGCUCCUGCUUCUCUGGCGAGCUGAGCUGUUCCGUGCGCCAGUGCCUAAGUGGAGAGAGCAGUGAGGAGGAUCGCCGGCGCUUCACAGGUUCCAGCCUGCCGUGUAACUGCGCCGACCAGUUUGUGCCCGUGUGCGCCAUCAAUGGACGCACGUACCCCAACGCGUGCAUUGCCCGCUGCACCGGCCUUCAGGACAGUGAGAUUGAGUAUGGCACGUGUGCUACCCGCGACCCCUGCAGCCCCAGCCCCUGCCCAUCCGGCCAGCGGUGCGUGCCCACACGCAGGGUGUGCCUGAGCUCACUAGAGCAGUUCAGCUGCGAGCAGUUUGAGUGUCUCUCCCGGCAACCGGCCUGUGAGGGGCAACCCCAGGAGCCUGCCUGCGACACCACCAACACGGAGCACCCGUCCCUGUGUGCCCUCUACGUACGAGGGCGUUCCCUGGCCUACACCGGACCAUGCCAAAGCAUGUGUGGGCCACCCUCAAGGCUGGUGUGUGGGCACGACGGCGAAUCAUACGCGAGUGUGUGCACGGCCUACUCGGAGCGCGUGGCCGUCGACUAUGCGGGCCCCUGCCAGGCGGUGGGGCUGCUGUCGCACCACGUCGCAUCGCCCGAAUGCGACGCUGUCGCCUGCCCGGCUCUCCCCGUCGCCAGCUGCAAGCCCAUCACCCCGCCAGGGGCUUGCUGUCCAAUAUGUGCUGGGAUGAUGAGAAUCCUUUGGAGUAAGGAGCAGGUUGACAUAUUGGCCAGAACGGCCAACCGUGGCCCAAUCACGGUGAGCGACAUCGUGCACGGGCUGCGGCUUCACGUCUCCGUGCCGCAGUGUGACGUCUUCGGUUACCUGAGCAUCGAGGCUGACAUCAUCAUCCUGGUGCUUCCUGUUGACCUCAAGCCCACCGCUUUGCAGAUUGAAGCAUGCAGCAAAGAGGCUGAGAAAAUCGGAGUGCUCAUCAACUCGGGCAGUCCAGUGCUGGUGUCUCAUGUGCCCCUCUCGGCUCUCACCAACGCCCAGGUGUACGUGUCCACAGGUGGCGUGUCAGGCGUCUCCCCUCGUCCCACAGGCCCCAGCUUUGUUCUCCUCCUGGGUGUGCUCAUGGUCACUUGUCACAGGGUGUUGUGCUUCUGAAUUGGAAGCAGAAUGAUACGAAAAAAUGUGUCAUGCUGAGGACCAUUUUUUUAAAUGAACUUACCGAGGUCCUCAGGAACCACACCCAUAUCUUCUCUUUCCGAGGUUUAACUCUGCCGUGUACUAAGUAGUACGCAAUAUGGAUGUGGCAACAUGGAUCCAUUUCAUUAUGACACAUAUUGCUCACCAAGUCGAUCACUUUCUAACAUUUUCAAAGAGAUAACAAAAGCGUUAUAAAUGUAGGCAUAUCGUGGCGAUUAUUAGUAAUGCAACCAUGCUUAUCAGGAAGCACUGAUGAAUAGACAUUGUAAAUGGAGUGAGUAAAUCCUGUUGUAAUUGUUUCUUGCCAAAGGCUGUCAACAAGAUAAGGAUAUUUUCUUAUACGUGAAUUGUGCCGAAGCAUGGCCUCUCCGACAACAAACGUUACCCCCACGAUACACCUUUUGUGAUCAAGAUGCAGUUCUACUUAGUUUUGAAGAGGUUAUUUUAUUUUGUAGCUGCACAGGACAAUAAUUGCAUAGGAUCUGGGAUGUCUAUAAACUUUUAAAUCAAGCGUGGGAGUAAUUGGGUAUAAGUUUAACAUCGGCCAGGCAAUGUUAUUACUGAUAUAUCUGCCAAGCAAAUGGUGAUUUCCUUUAUCAGCGAAAAUAAGCUGCAUGUCCUGUGGUUUGUCUAUUCAUAUGCAUUUCCUUUCUCCUAUCUUACAUUACAUAUUUACAAUUCAACCUUAAUGAAAAUAUUUGCAGUGUCUGAUUAUGGGAUAUCAAAAAAUGCUAACCUAAUUUGCACUUGUUGCUAAGAGGAGCUUCUUUUUGUGAAGAAUGUGUGCCAAAUCAAAUUAAAACGAAACUUGGUGUGCAUUGCACUUACUUUAGCAAUUAUCAAAGGAUAUAAAUAAAUCAAAUUAGUAUUUUACAAAAAAUGUCCAUCAAGAAAAUGUUUCAUUUAUUAUUUGACACAUUUUUAUAUUUUGUGUUUUCACAUUAUUUUCUUCAAUCGGCCAUUAUUUACUUUGAUAGGGAGAAUGGUGUCACAGCGUUUUACAGAUGGUUUUGUUUAAUACAGAUGGCACCUUAUGCUUGAUUCUGUAAAGUUGGUUAAACCAAGUGGAUGUCCUUCAAGUUUGUACUUCAAAAAUUCUCAAGAUGUCUUUUUUUAAAACUUUAUUUAUAUGAUGCAAUAACUUGCAUAUGAAAACACAAACACGAUGUUUCUGAUGACUGGAUGCAGUGUACAAUAAUUAAUUCUUUAUUUUUUUUGUAACGGUUUAAAAUAUUUUAGAUACCAAAAAAACCCCAUAUAAUAUAUGUAGGGUUAUAUGCUUAUACGUCUAUACAAAUGUAUAUUUGACAUUUUAUUAAACAUUGUAGUAUUUUAAGUCUCGUGCUAUGCAUAACAAGAGACAGUGAAGGAAAUUACGGUGUGUUAAUGAAGGGUAUCGUGCAUGACAGGGCUAUUCCAAGUAAUACGACGAACAGUGGAGAUUCAGCCAUACAGCGAUUCAGACUGGCGAUGCUGCUCUCACAAGCAAAUGACACUGACGGAAGUUCCACGAAACAUGUAAACAAAACUAAAAAGAUGUUAGCCCUUGUGUGGCGUACACACGACAGACAGCACAGUGAUGGCUGCACAGUGUCGGUUUUCCAAAGUACAACAUUUAAAAUUACGAAUGUUGAAUGUCUCCUAAAGUCACGUUGGUGAUAAAACGUGCUUAUAUGUAUGGUUGUCGACAGUAAACCCUGCUGGUGUGAUAGUUUAUAUAUAUGGUCUCAGGUAGCUGUGUGGCAAUUGGUGCUGUUCUGCACCAAUUGAACAGUGAAUGACACUUAUCUGUAAAUGUCACCAUGAAGGCGAGCACCUGAAAUGCAUAGGAUAGGCGGUGCGUGACAAUCAGUGUGUAGGUCAGUAGACUGUUAAACCCCAGUUUUUUGCCCAGCAAACUUAUUUUACAGCAUACUUAGUAGAUUUGGACACACUGUUCACCUGCCAAUGUGCUAUAAUUGAAUGUUGCGCUUUAAACAAUCAUAGCGAGGUGUGUUGGUUUAAUUUUCCGGUAAGCGGAGAUGCACCGAGCGUGUAUUGAAGUAAUACAUGGUACAGGGCUGUCGUACAAUUAAGGCGCCACUUUAAUGCCCCUUGUCGAAUGCUGAUUUAUUUUUAUAUAGUUGUGCACAUUACAUAUGUACAUCAUAUAUGCAGCGGGCAUAUGUGUGGACAAAUUUGGGACAAUCAUCUUCAAAAUUGCACGUGUGUAAUGGCACCUUUCACCAUGAUGUUGAUUGAGAUGACAAUGCAGUCCGUAUUCCCGAUGUGCUUUCGAGUUGUACCACGUGUUGUUCAGCAUGAUGUCUGAUGUUUCGCUCGACAUUGGCGGUUUCUGAUGAUUAGGACCUGAUCCCGACCAACACGCAGUGCCACACAUCAGAGAGCUGUAUAGCGCAUUUGCAAAAGCUACGCAGUAGCAUUGCAGGACGUUGUUUAAUGCACCUCAUGGCAAACAAGGCGAACCGGAGAGAGAGCAGUUCUGUGCGAUCGUAGCAUAUAAACAUUGCAUGUCUUUUAACAAGGUCCACCACGCUGCCGGCUUGGUGAGCAUUCACCAGUUUCCUUGUCAAUGUAAAUAUUGCGAACUGGAGACGACUUCAUGGCCUGUGUAAUGAAUUAAUGUUAUCUGUCUAAUACAGAUAAAGCCCCAUUUUCCUUGGCGCCGUCGUUGAAGUAAUGCAUUCUGGGAAAAAAAAAAACAUGAAGCAAAUUCAUUUUUCGUUGAUCAAACAAAACCAGUUUUCACAUCUUGGGGAGAAACGGCCGGAUUUCAUCACCUUGGCGACUUCCCCCUUUGGUUAGUAACGGAGACAUUGGCAGUAUUAUUUCAAAAGCUGUAUACUUUCAGGAUGCUGUAUUUUUCAAAGCAGCACUUUAAGCAAAAAUAUAUACAACAGCUAAAUCUGCUAUCUCAAUUUACAGUUAUAAUAGGGUCUACAAUAGCGAAAAUAAACCUCCAUUUGUCUCUCCACAUAAAAUAAAUGUAUUUUUUUACUAACGCUUUGCUUAUUCAAAUAUUUAUUUUCAAAUACUUAUUUGAACAAGCACACUGCAGCUCACAUCUAUUAAAUUACUUUCAAAUCUUUAUACAUGGUCUUGUAUAAUAACUAACACUAGCCCUUAACGUGCGUUUGAAGUGGUGUUGGUGCAAAAGAACAAAGCUUAUGAAAUGCCAUUUGUAGAAAAAAUGUUGGUUGACCUCGUCACAAUAAAUAGCGGUCGUUUCUAUAGAUGUCUACGAAGCAGAAUGUAUAUCAGCCAAGACAAACACUUUUUUUUAAGCCGGGUUCUCUAUUUUCGGCUCACGGCGCCAAAUUGGCAUCCGUUGUUUCAGCGCAUUAAGCCCAGCAAUGUGGAACAUGGGGCAUGUGAAGUGCGUGUCCUCUUAAACACAGUAUUAAUGACUUGUCAGGGACUUCGCGUGUCUACCUGUAGUUCUGUAUGCCUUGUUUUGUUUGCGUUCUCUUCACUGUGUUUAUGUGUUCGAUGCAUUGUUUUAUUUUUGUCAUGCUUAUAUAUUUUGUCAAAACAGAAUGUGUUAUUUUCACUAUAAAGCGCAGAUGUUUUAAAUGCUGUUGUAUAAGCGCUAUACACAAUAAGCCCGCGCCGGUUAAGUGUGCCAAUAUAUUUAAAUAAAAUGAUAGUUGUAUUGUUUCACAUUAAUAAUACAACUUUGCACAAUAAAAUACAAACAUAUUGCUGGG
Messenger RNA from Petromyzon marinus (sea lamprey), 6858 nucleotides. RefSeq names its product reversion inducing cysteine rich protein with kazal motifs (gene RECK). Gene Ontology annotation, molecular function: metalloendopeptidase inhibitor activity; protein binding. The record is from RefSeq and is a predicted model, not a curated record. Gene Ontology annotation, biological process: sprouting angiogenesis; extracellular matrix organization; blood vessel maturation. Lineage: Eukaryota; Metazoa; Chordata; Hyperoartia; Petromyzontiformes; Petromyzontidae. Gene Ontology annotation, cellular component: plasma membrane.